UGUAAUUAGCUCGUCGGUUGAAUUGAAAGCACGCACAUCGAUGUGCGUCCGCAAUUUCGCGAACGAGUCUUCUUGAAGGCGCUCUCUCGGAAAUGAGGCUAAAAUUAGAGUAGCGUGAAGAAUUUGGGGAAGAUGACGAAUGUCUUUGCCGUGUCACUUGAGGGCGUGAAGAUGGAUUCGACCUGACCCUGAUUUGGGCUGGAUCAGGAUGUGAGUGUGCAUGCAGGGGAAAGGGAGAGAAGACAUGAUGAUCUGAGGGAGGGUACGACCCACUAGCACGUUCAACGACGGCUAGUAAUACUGAUAGUGAAGCUCGCGACGUGGGAUGUCACAAAAAUGUGUGUUUGGGAUGUCGAAGAGGUGAUGUUGGACCUUAGCCAAACACUUUUGAAGGUAAAUUUAUUUCAAAUCAAUAUGGAGAGCGGACAAGCCAUAUUGAGUGUGCCUCCCACUGCCAAUAGCUACAAUGACCAGUAUUUUAUUGAGAAUAUGGUCUUGGACUCGCCUAUGCAUUUGCCAGCCUAUUCCACUCAAAGCUCGACCGGUCCAGAUCCCGAGUCGACUGGGUCCAUCCUGCUCAACUUAGAGGACUUCAAGACUUUGGACAUUGAGAAUCUGAAUUUUCACAAUUUUCAUUUUCAAAUCCAAGCUCCGCCCCAGAUCAAUCCCAAUGUGGAUCCAGUGGCGCCGAUGGGCUUGGAUAGGCUCAACGACAGUGACAUCUACAAUGACACAAUCCCUGUGCCGAACCCUAUGGAAUCUCUACACUUACUGAACGACGGAUUGUCAUCGAUUGUGUGCGAACAAAUUGUGAGCUCCUCCCAACCCUCUCUAACACCUUACACCUAUUCCCCAUCCCACGUGGUGAACAAUGCCCUUCCAUGCGCUGCUUCUUCAGCCCAAUCGUGUCCGACCUCUGUUGUUCCACUGAAUCUGGUGCAACUCGAUCCCGUUGUUCCUCCUCCUCCUCCUCCUUCUAUUCCCCUUACUGCUUCCCACGUGGUAAGAGAGGAGAUCUCCCUAGAGAGCGACAGCCCAUUUUUCCUCUCGGAGAACAAUGACAACAACAAUGCUCCUCCUCCUUCGAUAACGGAGAACAACUUCGCAUCUCCCGGUCAAGAAAGGCUCGACAAAAGCGAUGCAAGAGUGUCUUCGUCUGACGAUUCUCGAGAAGAGCUGACUAUCGAGGAGGAGCAUUUGAUGAGUUUGAGUGUGCGAGAAUUGAACAAAAAACUUCGAGGUUUGCCUAGGUCAGAGGUUCUCCGAUUAAAACAAAAGAGAAGAACACUGAAAAACCGCGGCUACGCUCAAAUCUGCCGCUCCAAAAGACAAGUUCAACGAGUGGAUCUCGAGUCCACCACUAUGGAACUGAAAAAGACACUGGAACACCUACGAAGUCAAUUGCAUGUUGUCGAAUUUGAACGAGAUAAACUUAAAGACGAGCUAGCAAAAUUGAGAGCCUCAUUCUCCUCUUAAAUAAAUGUCAUAUUUCGUUCACGUGAUGUUUUCCUUAUUUUUUUCUUUCCCAACCUUGAGAAAUGAAAUGAAUGCCUCUCGUUACA
Molecule: messenger RNA, 1562 nt
Organism: Tigriopus californicus
Lineage: Eukaryota; Metazoa; Arthropoda; Copepoda; Harpacticoida; Harpacticidae
Product: transcription factor MafB-like
Exons: 1
Coding region: 337-1476 (379 amino acids)
Biological process (GO): regulation of transcription by RNA polymerase II
Cellular component (GO): nucleus
Molecular function (GO): DNA-binding transcription factor activity, RNA polymerase II-specific; RNA polymerase II cis-regulatory region sequence-specific DNA binding
Source: RefSeq, a predicted model, not a curated record